UAUUUAUGGGAGUAGUUUUGUAGCUAUAGCCUUUGCCUAGUGUUUGUUUGUGUCUUAAGCUAUCAGCCAUUUACUUCUGCAAUCACAAAACGCAAAAAAUAUUAGAAGAAGGGAGAGGAAAUGGCUGCAGACGUGAGUUCCCUGGUGAAGACUCGAAAUUCAGAGAUUCUCAUCACUAGGGAUUUGCUUGGAGGCUUAUCUAAAGUUGGAAACUCUGCCCCUUUGGAUCUCGAUUUACGCCUCCCUAAAUCCUGCUCCGAAAUCCCUCUUCAUUUGCAGACAGCAGGAAUGGUGUAUCCGCAGAGAUGCAGCUCUCCAAACACGCCAUUAUCAUUAUUGUUUGAGAAGAGAAACUCUAAUAAAUUUCCAGAAUCAACGAUCCAAGACAACACUAAAGAAUCUCCACCGUUGAAAUUCUUAGAAGAAAGCUGCCUGGAACUGAAGCUUCAUCCUUCAAGCCAUUGCCAAAGCGUCUGUACUCUCGACAAGGUCAAAUCUGCUCUACAAAGAGCUGAGAAAGAGACCAACAGCAAGAAACGAUCAUCACAAACUGAACUAGAGCUGAGAGAUCAAAACGACAGCGUAGAAAAAGAAGAAAAAGAAGAAAAAGAGAUCAAAGGUGAUAAAGGGAUGUUUGCUGCUGGAUGUCCAGGGUGUUUGAUGUAUGUGAUGAUAUUGAAGGCUAACCCUAAAUGCCCUCGCUGUAAUUCCACUGUUCCAUCUCCAUUUCUAUUGAAGAAGCCAAGAAUUGAUCUCAAUGCAUGAUCACUUUUAUUAAUUUUCAAAUUCAUAUUAUUUAUAAUUAUGCUUUCUUUUGCAAAUAUUAAGUUUUUUGUGAAUGAAAAAUGGAUUUAUUUUAUUUUAUUUUAU
Messenger RNA from Manihot esculenta (cassava), 870 nucleotides. RefSeq lists its product as uncharacterized. The record is from RefSeq and is a predicted model, not a curated record. The transcript is spliced from 2 exons. Lineage: Eukaryota; Viridiplantae; Streptophyta; Magnoliopsida; Malpighiales; Euphorbiaceae. Bases 121 to 765 code for a protein of 214 amino acids.